AUGGAUUCAGGACCUUCAAACUCUGACCCAAAACCACGAAAAAAGAGAAGAAUCGAUUGCCACGAUGAACAAUUUCCUUCCUCAGCUCCUCCAAAUGAAGAGGCAAAAUCGUUGUUGAUCCCUAACUUUCCUGAUGAACUCUUAGUUGAAAUCCUUUCGAGACUACCCGCCAGAUCCUUGGGGAAGUUCAAAUGUGUGUCAAAAUCAUGGCUUUCUUUAUUCUCAACUCCACAAUUCAUCAAAGCCCAUCUCGCGAUUGCUUCUGGAUUGGAUGAUUAUAGCCACCGCAGUCUCAUCUUUACUGUCCUUCCCCCAAAUACUAGCGCCCACCUCAAGCGAUGUUCUGCUGCCAUCUCCACCGGCAUUCUGGAGGUAACUGACAUUGAUUAUCCAAUGAAAAGUCCUGAUAAGUCGUUUUGGACCGUGGGUGCUUGCAAUGGAUUAGUUUGUGUCACCGUUGAUGAAAAAUAUCUGUUUCUGUGGAAUCCUUGUACUAAGAAAUUUAAGAACUUGCCUGAUAUUGAUGUGGAAUUGAAGCAUGGUUUUUAUAUGAUGUAUGGGUUUGGUUAUGAUGAGUUGCAUGAUGAUUAUAAGGUGGUGAGAAUAUUUUGUAGUUUCGUUGGAGUUGCAUUUGAGACCGAAGUUAAUUUGUACAGUCUGAAGAAUAAUUCUUGGAGCAGGAUUGGAGAUUUUAAAGGCGGUAUUCCAUUGAUGGAUUCGGCACAUUAUGUCAAUGGAAAUCUCCAUUGGGCUGCCAGCACUGGCCUUGUGUGGAAUAUUGUUAGCCUUGAUUUGGCAAAACUGACAUAUGGUGAAAUGGAGCGACCUAGUUUUGAAGACUGUUUGGAUUAUUGGGCGAUAGGAGUGCUGGGGGGCUGCCUUUCUGUGCUUUAUGAGUUUGCGCAAAAGGGUGUGGAUGUGUGGGUUAUGAAGGUAUAUGGAGAUAAAGACUCUUGGACUAAAAUUGUUACUGUUCCUUAUUUGGAUUAUCCUGAUAAACUUGGAUGCUCUUGGCCUGUUUGCUUGUUAAAGAAUGGUGAGAUAUUGUUAGUCAUCCAUUCAGUAUUGGUACUUUAUUGUCCAAAGAGUAAGAAGUUCAGGUGGUAUCCUCAGAUAAAUGGACUUGAAGAAGUGAGUAUGUUUGUUGAGAGUUUGAUUUCUCCUGAUCUCCAUGAUGGAGAACAGAGUACACUCCGGUUGCUUGGAUAG
Messenger RNA from Oldenlandia corymbosa var. corymbosa, 1209 nucleotides. Lineage: Eukaryota; Viridiplantae; Streptophyta; Magnoliopsida; Gentianales; Rubiaceae. The record is from the annotation of a GenBank genome assembly.